AUGUCGUUUUGGAGGCGUUGGUCGGUGUCAAUGUGUGCUCCGCAGAAGAAGAACACCGUCCUCUGAAAGAAUCCUUCAGAGUAACCGGAGUGAACUACUUUGAAACUUAACCUUUCUUUUGUUUUUAUUCGUAAUACCACUACGUUAUUUGAAGUUAUCAAAAUGAUGAAGAACGGGCACCACGCCGCGGAGGAGCAGCGGGAAGAGGACUCAGUUUGCGGUACACCGGGUGGCUCUGCGUGCAGCCCGGAGAAAAGGAAGCGCGUCGUCCGGUUAUGGUGUGACGGCUGUUAUGACAUGGUUCACUACGGUCACUCCAACCAGCUGCGGCAGGCCAAAGCCAUGGGAGACUACCUCAUAGUCGGAGUGCACACAGAUGGUACACACAUGCACGAUAACCCAGAUUACCAGCAGCACACGGACAACUUUGGGAAAGGUCCUAAAGGCCACAGUCCCUGGACAGGAGUGUCUCAGUUCCUCCAGACAUCCCAGAAGAUCAUCCAGUUUGCCUCAGGAAAGGAGCCUCAGCCCGAAGACACCAUCAUCUACGUGGCCGGGGCAUUCGACCUGUUCCACAUUGGUCAUGUUGACUUCUUAGAGAUGGUCUAUAAGCAGGCAGAGAGGCCCUACGUCAUCGUGGGUCUGCACUUUGACCAGGAGGUGAAUCGGUACAAGGGGAAGAACUAUCCAAUCAUGAACAUCCAUGAGAGGACGCUGAGUGUCCUGGCCUGUCGGUACGUCUCGGAGGUGGUGAUUGGUGCUCCCUAUGCAGUGGGCAAAGAUCUGCUGGAUCACUUUAGGGUGGACCUGGUGUGUCAUGGCAAGACGGAGGUGUUUCCUGACAAGGACACGUCAGACCCCUACGCUGAGCCUAAGAAGAGGGGGGUCUUCAAGGCAGUCGACAGCGCGAACAAUCUCACCACUGAUGACAUCGUCCAGAGAAUAAUUGCAAACAGGCUGCAGUUUGAAGCCAGGAACCAGAAGAAGGAGGCCAAGGAGAUGGCAGUGAUCGAGGCGAUGAAGAGGACAGAGCAGGAUCAGAGUGAAGGUGCAGCCCAGCCCGCUCACUAGUGGCACCUCAGACCUGCUUCUGUGUGUGGUUCACUCGUCGCGGUACACUCAGCUUUAAGACUCAACUGACCCAGGGAGCACAGCCACUGGGUGAAGAAUCCUGCAUUCAAUAUAUGUUGUGGCAGUGUGCCGUGCACGCUGCUGAGUUAGCUCCUCUCAACCUUCUUCUAUUACAGACUUCUCCAGCCUAAUGCGAUUAAAAUAGAUCUGCCUCGACAACAAAUCAAAGAAUCCGAACUAACCUUCAAAAUCUAUUUUAACCUCUCGUCCUCCACAGAGAACAUUUUAAUGUGUGUCUUCUUCUGUCAUGUUUUGUCUUCGUCCAUGAAUUCACACACUGUGUUCCUGUAAAGGUGUAUAAGUGAUAUGUUGGGUUUGUAAUAAGCCAUAACUUAAAUGUUUUUAGAUUUUAAACCAUGUUUGUUUUAAAGAUCGGUCUUAGAAGUGGCAUCUUUUACAUUGAAUGAAGUAAAAAAAAAUGUAUACACUGGGUAAAAAAAUAUAUAUUUAGAAGUCAAUAUGUUUUUGUCCAUACUGAAAAAACAUUAUUUCAAAUGUCGAAUGAUCCGUGGAGCAGUCUUUUUAAUUUCAAUUGUGGAUUUAACUACCUGACUUUGCACCCAGCUAGUGUGUGUGUGUGUGUGUGUGUGUGUGUGUGUGUGUGUGUGUGUGUGUGUGUGUGUGUGUGUGUGUGUGUGUGUGUGUUUUUAUGUUUGAGCGAUGGAGUGAAGUUCGUGAGUGAGCGUUUGCACUGUAACUGACAGUAAUGUCGUGCCUCAUUCCUAACGGUAUAACUAAUUUAAGAUCUGUGAAUUGCACCAAAAAUGUAAACUCUGUCUCCGACCUUCUCAACUCGAAAAAAAUGUUCUGCAAAUCUAUUAUGUUUUCUCCUCUUUCACCAGAGAAUCCAACAACUUUCACAUUUGGACCUUGUCUCACUUUCAAACUGCUUCUGUAGAAGUUUACAGUCUUUUGAUUUUCCUGUUAUUAUGGGGCAUAUUACUCUGAGGUGAAUUGUUAAAGGUGCGAGACAAUUUGUGUUUUAUAAAUAUGUUUCUAAAUAUCAAUCACUAAAUUGCAACUUGUAAAUGUCCCUUUUAAUAAAUAAUUUGGAAAUAU
Molecule: messenger RNA, 2190 nt
Organism: Notothenia coriiceps (black rockcod)
Lineage: Eukaryota; Metazoa; Chordata; Actinopteri; Perciformes; Nototheniidae
Product: ethanolamine-phosphate cytidylyltransferase-like
Exons: 10
Coding region: 163-1071 (302 amino acids)
Biological process (GO): phosphatidylethanolamine biosynthetic process
Cellular component (GO): cytoplasm
Molecular function (GO): ethanolamine-phosphate cytidylyltransferase activity
Source: RefSeq, a predicted model, not a curated record